Coregonus sp. 'balchen' is the source of this 14053-nucleotide messenger RNA. The record is from the annotation of a GenBank genome assembly. NCBI's taxonomy places the organism in Eukaryota, Metazoa, Chordata, Actinopteri, Salmoniformes, Salmonidae.
AUGUUGGCCUUGCAGGAGUAUAGUAAUACUUCAUUUGGAGGAACUGAUACAGACAUCAACAUCUCAUGCGGGGAAAGCGGCUAUAACACGAUGUCCGACUCCAUCAACCCAACCCCAAAUUCCACACCGACGCCUGGAUCCAUACUCGCGCGCAUAUCGCUCAUGCCAGCUGGUGAGCGACACGGAUUAUCGCACUCUCCAAUUGUUAAAAAGAAGCGACAUGUUUGUACUUUUGAUGGCUGUGUCAGGGCCUACGGGAAAUUGUCUCACCUGAAGUCGCAUAUAAGGACACACACAGGUAUGUGCGUAGUUUAGCAGUACAUGUACAUGCUGACCACACCGGCCGCGUUGCGUGCGCGAGCUUUGCAAAAUAAAUGUUCACAUACAUGUUAUUCAAUCAUUUCAUCCAAACUGCUCGCGCGAGUCAACGAUCGUCUGUGUAGCCAAACGCUAAAAUGAACUUGGUUCUAUUUUAAACGCUUGAUCAAUCAAUCAAUCAAUUUUAUUUUAUAUAGCCCUUCUUACAUCAGCUAAUAUCUCGAAGUGCUGUACAGAAACCCAGCCUAAAACCCCAAACAGCUAGUAAUGCAGGUGUAGAAGCACGGUGGCUAGGAAAAACUCCCUAGAAAGGCAAAACCUAGGAAGAAACCUAGAGAGGAACCAGGCUAUGAGGGGUGGCCAGUCCUCUUCUGGCUGUGCCGGGUGGAGAUUAUAACAGAACCAUGCCAAGAUGUUCAAAAAUGUUCAUAAGUGACAAGCAUGGUCAAAUAAUAAUCAGGAAUAAAUCUCAGUUGGCUUUUCAUAGCCGAUCAUUAGAGUUUAAAACAGCAGGUCUGGGACAGGUAGGGGUUCCAUAACCGCAGGCAGAACAGUUUAAACUGGAAUAGCAGCAAGGCCAGGCGGACUGGGGAUAGCAAGGAGUCACCACGGCCGGUAGUCCCGACGUAUGGUCCUAGGGCUCAGGUCUCUCAGUUGGCUUUUCAUAGCCGAUCAUUUAGAGUUGAAAACAGCAGGUCUGGGACAGGUAGGGGUUUCGUAGCCGCAGGCAGAACAGUUGAAACUGGAAUAGCAGCAAGGCCAGGCGGACUGGGGGCAGCAGGGUGUCAUCAUGCCCGGUAGUCCUGACGUAUGGUCCUAGGGCUCAGGUUCUCAGAGAGAAAGAGAGAACGAGAGAAUUAGAGAGAGCAUACUUAAAUUCACACAGGACACUGGAUAAGACAGGAGAAGUACUCCAGGUAAAACCAACUAACCCCAGCCCCCCGACACAUAAACUACUGCAGCAUAAAUACUGGAGGCUGAGACAGGAGCGGUCCGGAGACACUGUGGCCCCAUCCGAAGAAACCCCCGGACAGGGCCAAACAGGAAGGAUAUAACCCCACCCACUCCGCCAAAGCACAGCCCCCGCACCACUAGAGGGAUAUCCCCAACCACCAACUUACAAUCCUGAGACAAGGCCGAGUAUAGCCCACAGAGGUCUCCACCACAGCACAAACCAAGGGGGGGGGGGCGCCAACCCAGACAGGAAGAUCACGUCAGUAACUCAACCCACUCAAGUGACGCACCCCUCCCAGGGACGGCAUGAAAGAGCACCAGCAGGCCAGUGACUCAGCCCCUGCAACAGGGUUAGAGGCAGAGAACCCCAGUGGAGAGGGGAACCGGCCCGGCAGAGACAGCAAGGGCUGUUCGUUGCUCCAGCCUUUCCGUUCACCUUCACACUCCUGGGCCAGACUACACUCAAUCAUAUGACCUACUGAAGAGAUAAGUCUUCAGUAAAGACUUAAAGGUUGAGACCGAGUCUGCGUCUCUCACAUGGGUAGGCAGACUGUUCCAUAAAAAUGGAGAUCUAUAGGAGAAAGCCCUGCCUCCCGCUGUUUGCUUAGAAAUUCUAGGGACAAUUAGGAGGCCUGCGUCUUGUGACCGUAGCGUACGUAUUGGUAUGUACGGCAGGACCAACUCGGAAAGAUAGGUAGGAGCAAGCCCAUGUAACGCUUUAUAGGUUAACAGUAAAACCUUGAAAUCAGCCCUUGCCUUAACAGGAAGCCAGUGUAGGGAAGCUAGCACUGGAGUAAUAUGAUCAAAUUUCUUGGUUCUAGUCAGGAUUCUAGCAGCCGUAUUUAGCACUAACUGAAGUUUAUUUAGUGCUUUAUCCGGGUAGCCGGAAAAUAGAGCAUUGCAGUAGUCUAAUCUAGAAGUAACAAAUGCAUGGAUUAAUUUUUCUGCAUCAUUUUUGGACAGAAAAUUUCUGAUUUUUGCAAUGUUACGUAGAUGGAAAAAAGCUGUCCUUGAAACAGUCUUGAUAUGUUCGUCAAAAGAGAGAUCAGGGUCAAGAGUAACGCCUAGGUCCUUCACAGUUUUAUUUGAGACGACUUUACAACCAUCAAGAUGAAUUGUCAGAUUUAACAGAAGAUCUCUUUGUUUCUUGGGACCUAGAACAAGCAUCUCUGUUUUGUCCGAGUUUAAAAGUAAAAAGUUUUCAGCCAUCCACUUCCUUAUGUCUGAAACACAGGCUUCUAGCGAGGGCAAUUUUGGGGCUUCACCAUGCUUCAUUGAAAUGUACAGCUGUGUGUCAUCCGCAUAGCAGUGAAAGUUAACAUUAUGUUUUCGAAUAACAUCCCCAAGAGGUAAAAUAUAUAGUGAAAACAAUAGUGGUCCUAAAACGGAACCUUGAGGAACACCGAAAUGUACAGUUGAUUUGUCGGAGGACAGACCAUUCACAGAGACAAACUGAUAUCUUUCCGACAGGUAGGAUCUAAACCAGGCCAGAACUUGUCCGUGUAGACCAAUUUGGGUUUCCAGUCUCUCCAAAAGAAUGUGGUGAUCGAUGGUGUCAAAGGCAGCACUAAGGUCUAGUAGCACGAGGACAGAUGCAGAGCCUCGGUCUGACGCCAUUAAAAGGUCAUUUACCACCUUCACAAGUGCAGUCUCAGUGCUAUGAUGGGGUCUAAAACCAGACUGAAGCAUUUCGUAUACAUUGUUUGUCUUCAGAAAGGCAGUGAGUUGCUGCGCAACAGCUUUUUCUAAAAUUUUUGAGAGGAAUGGAAGAUUCGAUAUAGGCCGAUAGUUUUUUAUAUUUUCCGGGUCAAGGUUUGGCUUUUUCAAGAGAGGCUUUAUCACUGCCACUUUUAGUGAGUUUGGUACACAUCCGGUGGAUAGAGAGCUGUUUAUUAUGUUCAACAUAGGAGGGCCAAGCACAGGAAGCAGCUCCUUCAGCAGUUUAGUAGGAAUAGGAUCCAGUAUGCAGCUUGAAGGUUUAGAGGCCAUGAUUAUUUUCAUCAUUGUGUCAAGAGAUAUAGUAUUAAAACACUUAAGUGUCUCUCCCGAUCCCAGGCCCUCGCAGAGCUGUGCAGAUCCAGGACAGCUAAGCCCUGGAGGAAUACGCAGAUUCAAAGAGGAGUCCGUAAUUUGCUUUCUAAUGGUCAUGAUCUUUUCCUCAAAGAAGUUCAUGAAUUUAUCACUGCUGAAGUGAAAACCAUCCUCUCUUGGGGAAUGCUGCUUUUUAGUUAGCUUUGCAACAGUAUCAAAAAGAAAUUUUGGAUUGUUCUUAUUUUCCUCGAUUAAUUUGGAAAAGUAGGAUGAUCGAGCAGCAGUGAGGGCUCUUCGGUACUGCACGGUACUGUCUUUCCAAGCUAGUCGGAAGACUUCCAGUUUGGUGUGGCGCCAUUUCCGUUCCAAUUUCCUGGAAGCUUGCUUCAAAGCUCGGGUAUUUUCUGUAUACCAGGGAGCUAGUUUCUUAUGACAAAUGUUUUUCGUUUUUAGGGGUGCAACUGCAUCUAGGGUAUUGCGCAAGGUUAAAUUUAGUUCCUCAGUUAAGUGGUUAACUGAUUUUUGUCCUCUGACGUCCUUGGGUAGGCAGAAGGAGUCUGGAAGGGCAUCAAUGAAUUUUUGUGUUGUCUGAGAAUUUAUAGCACGACUUUUGAUGCUCCUUGGUUGGGGUCUGAGCAGAUUAUUUGUUGCGAUUGCAAACGUAAUAAAAUGGUGGUCCGAUAGUCCAGGAUUUUGUGGAAAAACAUUAAGAUCUACAACAUUUAUUCCAUGGGACAAAACUAGGUCCAGAGUAUGACUGUGGCAGUGAGUAGGUCCAGAGACAUGUUGGACAAAACCCACUGAGUCGAUAAUGGCUCCGAAGGACUUUUGGAGUGGGUCUGUGGACUUCUCCAUGUGAAUAUUAAAAUCACCAAAAAUUAGAAUAUGAUCUGCUAUGACUACAAGGUCUGAUAGGAAUUCAGGAAACUCAGAGAGGAACGCUGUAUAUGGCCCAGGAGGCCUGUAAACAGUAGCUAUAAAAAGUGAUUGAGUAGGCUGCAUAGAUUUCAUGACUAGAAGCUCGAAAGAUGAAAACGUCAUUUUUUUUUUUGUAAAUUGAAAUUUGCUAUCGUAAAUGUUAGCAACACCUCCGCCUUUGCGGGAUGCACGGGGAAUGCACGGGGAAUGUGCUGCAAGUCCCGUCUCUCCCAUCCCCUCAUUGUUUUUUAGGAACAUACAGUGCAUUCCUAAAGUAUUAAGACCCCUUGACUUUUUCCACAUUUUGUUACGUUACAGCCAUAUUCUAAAAUUGAUUAAAUUGUUUUUUUCCCCCUCAUCAAUCUGCACACAAUACCCCAUAAUGACAAAGCAAAAACAGGUUUUUAGAAAUGUUUGCAAAUGUAUAAAAAAUUAAAAACGUUUAUCACAUUUUAAUAAAUAUUCAGACCCUUUACUCAGUACUUUGUUGAAUCACAUUUUGCAGUGAUUACAGCCUCGAAUCUUCUUGGAUAUGACACUACAAGCUUGGCACACCUGUAUCUGUGGAGUUUCUUCCAUUCUUCUCUGCAGAUCCUCUCAAACUCUGUCAGGUUGGAUGGGGAGCGUCGCUGCACAGCUAUUUUCAGGUCUCCAGAGAUGUUCGAUCGGGUUCAAGUCCGGGCUCUGGCUGGGCCACUCAAGGACAUUCAUAGACUUGUCCCGAAACCACUCCUGCGUUGUCUUGGCUGUGUGCUUAGGGUCGUUGUCCUGUUGGAAGGUGAACCUUCACCCCAGUCUGACGUCCUGAAUGCUCUGGAGCAGGUUUUCAUCAAGGAUCUCUGUACUUUGCUCCGUUCAUCUUUCCCUCGAUCCUGACUAGUCUCCCAGUCCCUGCCGUUGAAAAACAUCCCCACAGCACGAUGCUGCCACCACCAUGCUUCACCGUAGGGAUGGUGCCAGGUUUCCUCCAGACGUGACACUUGGCAUUCAGGCCAAAUAGUUAAUUAUUGGUUUCAUCAGACCAGAGAAUCUUGUUUCUCAUGGUCUGAGAGACCUUUAGGUGCCCUUUGGCAAACUCCAAGUGGGCUGUCAUGUGCCAUUUACUGAGGAGUGGCUUCUGUUUUGCCACUCUACCAUAAAGGCCUGAUUGGUGGAGUGCUGCAGAGAUGGUUGUCCUUCUGGAAGGUUCUCCCAUCUCCACAGAGGAACUCUGGAGCUCUGUCAAAGUGGUCUUUGGUCACCUCCCUGACCAAGGCCCUUAUCCCCCGAUUGCUCAGUUUGGCUGGGCGGCCAGCUCUAGGAAGUGUCUUGGUGGUUCCAAACUUCUUCCUUCCUUCCUGUUUUCUUGGGGACCUUCAAUGCUGCAGAAAUGUUUUGGUACCCUUCCCCACAUCUGUGCCUCGACACAAUCCUGUCUUGGAGCUCUACGGACAAUUCCUUCGACCUCAUGGGUUGGUUUUUGCGCUGACAUGCACUGUCAACUGUGGGACCUUUAUUUAGACAGGUGUGUGCCUUUCCAAAUAAUUUCCAAUCAAUUGAAUUUACCACGUGGACUCCAAUCAAGUUGUAGAAACAUCAAGGAUGAUCAAUGGAAACAGGAUGCACCUGAGCUCAUAGCAAAGGGUCUGAAUACUUAUGUAAAUAAUGUAUGUUAAAUUUGUUCUAAAUUUGCAAACAUUUCUAAAAACCUGUUUUUACUUUGUCAUUUUGGGGUAUUGGAUGUUGAUUGAUGAGGGGGGAAAAUCAUUGUAUUAAUUUUAUAAUAAGGCUGUAACAUAACAAUGUGGAUAAAGGGAAAAGGUCUGAAUACUUUCCGAAGCCACUGUAUACCCAUGUGGGUGAUUUAAAGAUGAACUGCGGUCCACACUCCAGUCCAGUUGGUUGCCAACCGCCAUAUAAAAUCCACAGAAGAAGGAGAUUAAAGGAGGAGAGAUUACUAAAAAUGGACUAGGUUUCCCCUUUUAUCUGUGGAUUAAUUGUCGGAGUAGAGAACACAUGAUUUUGUGUGACUCAAAAUUUGGCAAAAUUCUACAGAUAUCCAGCAAAAGAAAGGAACUUGUACAAGCUAGCUAGCUAACUGUCCAUGAAUGUUUCAUGUGUUUCGACCUGUCUCCAAAUUAAUAUAGUUGGUUCAGAGUUAGUUUUGAUAUUUCAACCUGCGUGUCCUGAUCACGUCUGUGUGGAUGGACAAAUCAACAUGCGGCAUUGGUGCACGUGGACGCACGCGCGUGCCUCCAUGCUUGGUGGUCUAUUAUUAGUCUGUUACAGUCCAAUGUAAUGGACGACCGCGCAAUAAGAGGCUAUACGAAGCGACACGUUUUGUAGGUUACGUUUGAUGGCUGUGUCAGGGCAUAUGGGAAAGUAUCGCGAUCUGAAGUUGCACAUAAGGAAACACACAGGUAGGUUUAUGUGUGUGGCUUAGCAGUUAGCCUCCAUUGGUCGUCUAUUAGCCUACAGGUUAAUGUAAUGGACGACCGAGCAAUCAAGGCUAUGAUUAGCAUGUGUGUGCGUCGCAUACAGAGUAGUGACUGUUUCUUCAUUCCAUCCCAGGUGAGAAGCCCUACAACUGCACCUGGCCCGACUGUGACAAGAAGUUCUCCCGUUCUGAUGAACAAAUUCGCCACCUGCGGACUCACACAGGCGAGAAACAGUUCCAGUGCCCACUGUGUGCCAUGCGCUUCAUGCGAAGCGACCACCUGCUCAAGCAUGCCCGCCGCCACCCUGGUUUCGAACCGUCCAUGAUCAGCCAUAAGGGUAACCCAAUAAUGGACUAAAGGAGCCUAACGUCACUCCUUAUAGUCCAAGGACAUUACAUGCUCUGUUUUAAGGCGAAUUGGCUCUGGAAGCCAAAACAGCCAAAUACUCAAUCUAAACGUGAAUCGAUUCUCAAUUGCGGUACGGUUCUAGAAACAUAAGUCCCUUAAUUUUCAUAUCACAUCAAAAUAAUUUCACAAAUGCAAAAUACAUACUUACUGUUUUAACUGUAACUGCCUUCGUCCAAUGACUCUUGUGUAAUGUAAUGGAACUGAGUCAUGAUCAAGGGCUAGCGUAAGGGGGGAGGUAGGGCCUGGGGUGUAUUCAUUAGUCAGAUUUUGUAGAAAAACGUUUGGUCUGUUGCAAAACGUUUUGCAACAGAAACAGUUUACUCCAAACUGAAAAUGUUUUGCAAUGAAAACAAGUUUCUAUUGGACAAAUUCAGGUAGGCCCCCUCCCUGUUUCAUUCAGUUUGCUUCCGUUUGGUUCCUAGAGUAAACGGUUUCCUUGCAACACGUUUUGCAACAGACCAAACGUUUUGCAAUUGAAUCUGACUAAUGAAUAGACCUCUGGUCAGACCAAUGGAUCUCCACUGGAAGCAGAGGUGCGGGAAAAUGAGAGGAAGAGGUUCUGUAGCCAUAUCCUGGUCCCAGGUCUGUCUUAAGACAACUCCUUUGACUAUUGUCAUGAUGCCAUACAUUCAUGUUUGGCUUGACAAGGAACACACGCAGCACAGCAGAGUUGGCUAAAGCACACAUACAGAUGGGACCAGGCUACUGUAGCCUACUUCUCAGAUAACUCAUCUUGUAUUAUUGAUGAGCAAUACCCACUGGUUAGGUUUCGUUAAUGCUAAGAUAAUAGGUAAUGUUUAAGUUUUGUACGUUUAUAGCUUUUGGUAUAGUGGAGAGAAUAGUAAGAUUACUGUAGAUAGCAAUUGUUUAUGGAAUAGUCCUUAUAUUAGGGAAACGAACUGCUGGUACUGUACUAUAGUUAUGUUAAACUGUUUGUCUGUUAAACUGAGCUCUGAGAGCAAUAAGACAUGCCAUUUUCCAACAAUGGCACUUUGUCAAUAGGUGUUUUCUGAUUCGUUUUUUUUUUAUCGCUUUGGUGCAAUUUUCACAAGUAUGUUGUACAUUUUCACAACGCUUUGUACAAAACUCAAAACAGAUCAUCAAAAAAAGGCAGUUGUUUCAAAACCUUAAGCACAUUAUUCAAUUGACUAAGUACAACACACAAUCAUAGUCAGUUUUUCACCAAACUUAAGUGUUUCAUCUAGAAAUACGUUUCACAUUGGAAUACAUGUUCAUAUAAAGUAAUUGCCUUUCACAAUGCAAUGCUCACAUUACUUUUGAUAUGAUUGUCUUCUCAUUUGUUUAAAUACAUUUAACUAUGACUUAAUCCGACUGCUCUUAAUUGAUAAUCACUUAACCAUUUGGUAAACCUAUAUAAUGUUUUCUCUGCAACAUAUUUUGAGAAUAAUGAAAAUGUAUGUUUGUAAGGUAUGAACAUAUAAAGUAUUAUAUAUACUGUAAUGUAAUAUUAUGAUUUUACUUCAGUAAGUUAAAAGAAAUUGGAUAUUGAGAAGAUCAGAGAUGUAUUGUAUGUAAUGCAUCCCCUAUACAGUAAACAUGGAUCCAAAAUGAAGUUGCUGGGGUCUGGUGGGGUGUUUCACACUGCUUUCUAAUAUUGCAUUGGCCAACACAGUAAUACCAGAACAUAUGCAAAUAACGUAGCAGCUGUUUUUAUCCAAAGCAACAAGUGAGUCCACACAUUGUAAGUGACCCCAGUGGGAAUCGAACCCACACAGGACCACUACAAUACAUAAGUACAGUACAAUACAAGUGGAAGGUGUAUGAUCGCCAUUCCCCAUGAGUGUACCACCCUCCUCCAGGUCAUGGAUAAGGCAUGUAAUGACAUCAAUCGAGACCUAUGGCAGGCUUGGAUUCGCCGUGCCAAAAGGGGUUUUCCCCAGGUGCAUGAACAAUGAGCAUGUUACAGAAGCGAAUUAUGUCGAUGAGAACCUAUGGCCAAAUGCUCAAGACAGACUUGAUGUAAAGUAGUGCCUGCUAAACGUCAUGUUUCUUUCAUUUCAAAAAAGUAUUUGAUCCCCUGCUGAUUUUGUACAUUUGCCCACUGACAAAGAAAUGAUCAGUCUAUAAUUUUAAUGGUAGGUUUAUUUGAACAGUGAGAGACAGAAUAACAAAAAAAAAUCCAGAGAAACGCAUGUCAAAAAUUUUAUAAAUUUAUUUGCAUUUUAAUGAGGGAAAUAAGUAUUUGACCCCCUCUCAAUCAGAAAGAUUUCUGGCUCCCAGGUGUCUUUUAUACAGGUAACGAGCUGAGAUUAGGAGCCAAGACCAAAGAGCUCUCCAAGGAUGUCAGGGACAAGAUUGUAGACCUACACAAGACUGGAAUGGGCUACAAGACCAUUGCCAAGCAGCUUGGUGAAAAGGUGACAACAGUUGGUGCGAUUAUUUGCAAAUGGAAGAAGCACAAAAUAACUGUCAAUCUCCCUCGGCCUGGGGCUCCAUGCAAGAUCUCACCUCGUGGACUUGCAAUGGUCAUGAGAACGGUGAGGAAUCAGCCCAGAACUACACGGGAGGAUCUUGUCAAUGAUCUCAAGGCAGCUGGGACCAUAGUCACCAAGAAAACAAUUGUUAACACACUACGCCGUGAAGGACUGAAAUCCUGCAGCGCCCGCAAGGUCCCCCUGCUCAAGAAAGCACAUAUACAGGCCCGUCUGAAGUUUGCCAAUGAACAUCUGAAUGAUUCAGAGGAGAACUGGGUGAAAGUGUUGUGGUCAGAUGAGACCAAAAUCAAGCUCUUUGGCAUCAACUCAACGUGUUUGGAGGAGGAGGAAUGCUGCCUAUGACCCCAAGAACACCAUCCCCACCGUCAAACAUGGAGGUGGAAACAUUAUGCUUCAGGGGUGUUUUUCUGCUAAGGGGACAGGACAACUUCACCACGUCAAAGGGACGAUGGACGGGGCCAUGUACCGUCAAAUAUUGGUGAGAACCUCCUUCCCUCAGCCAGGGCAUUGAAAAUUGGUUGUGGAUGGGUAUUCCAGCAUGACAAUGACCCAAAACACACAGCCAAGGCAACAAAGGAGUGGCUCAAGAAGAAGCACAUUAAGGUCCUGGAGUGGCCUAGCCAGUCUCCAGACCUUAAUCCCAUAGAAAAUCUGUGGAGGGAGCUGAAGGUUCGAGUUGUUCAAAUAAACCUACCAUUAAAAUUAUAGACUGAUCAUGUCUUUGUCAAUGGGCAAACGUACAAAAUCAGCAGGGGAUCAAAUACUUUCCCCCCCCCUCACUGUAUGUUGUAAUUAUAUCUGAACAAUACAUUUAUUUUAGAAAUCAAUGAUCGUGAAAUAUGUCUUCAAUGAUCACACAUGGGAUAGAAUAUUUUUAUUUAAAAUAUUGAAAGUGUAUUGCUAAAUGUGAAAAGUGUAAUGUACUGUAAUUUACAGUACUGUAGAAUAUUAUAUUCAAAGGGCAAUUUUUACACAGUGUACAAAACAGGAACACCUGUUUCUAUGACAGACUGGCAAAGUGAAAGCUAUGAUCCCUAAUUGAUGUCACUUGUUAAAUCCACUUCAAUCAGUGUAGAUGAAGGGGAGGAGACAUGUUAAAGAAGGAUUUUUAAGCCUUGAGACAUGAAUAGUGUAUGUGUGCCAUUCAGGGGGUGAAUGGGCAAGACAAAAGAUUGAAGUGCCUUUGAAUGGGGUAUGGUAGCAGCACUGGUUUGAGUGUGUCAAGAACUGCAAUGCUGCUGGGUUUUUCACGCUCAGUUUCCCAUGUGUAUCAAGCAACCCAGUAUCACAGAUGAUUGUGAAAUAGACACAAAUUGCUUAUUUGUGUUGUGCAGUACACGAUUUUGCAUUACAAUCACAGAUAAAAACAGUCGGUUACUUAAGAAAGAAAUGAUAGGAGGGUGGUUGGUUGGGGAGAAUGGGUGGGAGUAUAACGCGAACGUAUAUCAACCCAAAAGUUGUGUGUUCGAAUCUCAUAAUUAACUUCACAGGGUGGUGAAAGUGCAAGGUGAUGAGCUUGAUGCGCUUUCCAAUCAAUAUCGAGGGUCUUAUACUGGUCACAUGAUCAUCGAUGCUGGGCUGCCAUUUGACAAAUAAAAAUAUAUCUUGCUCUUUUGUCCAUAAUCAUCUCAUGUAGGCUAUACUGCACUCUGCUGGCUAGAGUGCACAUGCCAAUACCAGAGUGGGCACUGGCUAUAGAAAGGCAACAUUUUUAGGCAGAAAACCAUCAGUAGUGUUAUUUUAUUCGGUACAUGGGAAUUUAAUUACAUCAUCACGCACAGCCUUUUAUCUGAAACAAGUCAAUUUGAUGGAAUCACAUCUCUGGUGGGAAAAUGCGUUAAUUGUUUUUAAGCCGAUUUUUGAAUAUUCGCAUGAAAAUCUGUCGCCAAUUGGAUGGAAACCUAGCUAUUGUAUCACUUCAAUUUAUAGUAAAGAAAUGACCAAGUAGAUUUUUAAAUGGUAAUUACACAGUAAUAACCCAUUAGUUAGGCUACUUGUUUGUACCAGAAUAAUAAUUCGAAGUAUCGUUCAACCAUGUAAAUCUUAUAAAUUGUUAAAAGGGUCAAUCAAACAACACCAAUCAUAGUAAUGAUCAUUUAUUUAGGUAGAGAAUUAUUUCGCAGUGAAUAAGUACACAAACUGAGUUCAUGAGAGAAAAAUCACAAGUGCUGCAUGAGAAUCAUGACAGGGAGAAUCGACCACAGUACACGUUAUGACCAAUAACAGACCAGUACACUGCGCUCAGUGAGAUGGCCAGAAUGUCAGUAUUAGAGAAAGAGUGUUAUAGUAAAAACCACAGCGUGAUGGAGAGAAUAGGUAUUAAAAUGUAGGAGUGUAUAUGGCACAGUAGGGACCGGUUUCAGUGUGUGGGUUAGACAGGUGGGGUGGAGGUGUUAAUGCUGGUUAGGAGUGUGUGGGUUAGACAGGUGGGGUGGAGGUGUUAAUGCUGGUUAGGAGUGUGUGGGAGCCGGUAUCUGUGGGAUUCCGUUAAGGGGGGGGUUGUGUGUCGGUGUGUUGAGGCCUAGGUACAGGAGGAACUGAAUUAGUGUCAGUGUGGGCUAGUGUGCAAAUGUAAUUCAAAUCAUCUGUAACUCAAACUAUUGGGGGUGAGUGUUUGGGUGAGGCUCGGUGCACAGGGGGCUGGCUGUUCAGAAUGUUGUAGAUAAAAAAGUAAUGUAUGAACAGACAUGCCUAUUCUGAACGACAGUCAAACGAAAAUAUCUAUCUGAACAUCCUGUAAGCGGCUCGGCACACUUUAAGCAAACGGAUCACAAUGCAGUACGUGAAUGUAGUAUUUCAUCACAAAAUAGGUCGCUCCUUUGUUGCUUGCUACGCAGCUUUUCACCACUCAAAGUUUGAAACGGAACAUAUUAUUCCUUGCACUACGGUGGGGGACACUUGUGUAGAUAAUGAGGCUGUAUUACACCAAACUCGCUUGGUUGAAAUGAAACAGUUCCUUUUUCGGCACAAAGUUGUUUCACUUCACAAAAUUACUAUUAACUUAAAUUGCAAAAACAAAUAAGCACCAGUGCUGCUAUAAAUCUGUGAAAACAAGUGCUGAAAGCAUAAACGCCGUUGAUAAACUUUAAAAACUGCAACAUUUUCUCUCUGCCCCAUGGAACAAUGUGUAGCUAGAAUUGCAAGAAAUUAACUUUAAAAUAGAAAAAUUCUCUGCCGCCAAGAAGGGGGCUCUAAAAAUGUUCUUACCUAGUGCCCGGACCGCAUUCAGCCGCGUCAACGGGCUGAACAUAAUCGGAAUUAACAUUUAAUUUAAAAACAUGGUCUUCAGUCACCCUCUCCAAGUUUUAUUGAUAUACACUGUAUACAAAAAAUUAGGAAGACCUUCCUAAUAUUGAGUUGCACCCCCUUUUGCCCUCAGAACAGCCUCAAUUCGUUGAGGCAUGGACUCUACAAGGUGUCGAAAGCGUUCCACAGGGAUGUUUUUGACACACUCAAACCGGUGCGCCUGGCACCUACUACCAUACCCCGUUCGGAAUGGCACACAUACACAAUUCAUGUCUCAAUUGUUGCAAGGCUUAAAAAUCUUUCUUUAACCUGUCUCCUCCCCUUCAUCUACACGGAUUGAAGUGGAUUUAACAGGUGACAUCAAUAAGGGAGCAUAGCUUUCAGCUGGUCAGUGUCAUGGAAAGAGCAGGUGUUCCUAAUGAUUUGUACAUUCAGUGUGUGUGACACGUUUUCCUGCCCUGUAAAAAACAAAUCAGAGACUAAAUGAUACUCCAUUUUGUUCUGAGGUGAAAAGAGGUUAAGAUUAGACAAGAGUAGGUCACUCAUUCCACCUACUUCCCACCUCCUGACGUCACCUAACCACUAACAAGUGCAUCUCUAUUAGGACUGCUAAUCGUCGUGGCAGGCAGCGCAAUCCGGGCCUCACAUAGAGACCCAUCCUAUGUGUCACUACACCCUAAAGGUGAGAGGGGACAGCUAAACAAUAUCAAAAGGAAAUAACUUGUUAAAACCAAGUAGUAACCUAUCAGAAUGCCUCUAUACUGGCAUUCAUCACUCAGCUCACAAUACGAGAGGUGCAGUCCCGCGUGGUGCACACUGGGAAACUGCAUCACUCCGCUCCUGUCAAUCAAUCACCCAGAUUAACACAGGAGUCCAUCGUUCAUCCCUGUUAAUAAAGGCAACUGGACAGGACAUAGUCUCGCUCUCCUUCCAGGCUCCCAUCUCCCUCUGAAUGGGAAACAUACAUACAGCCUCCACAGGAAAGAAAAGAGUCGGGGGGGGGGGGGGGGGGGGGGGGGGGGGGGAGAGAAUAGGUCCGAUUGGGGACAAAGGAAUAGGUAAUUCAGAGUCUAUCAUGUCAUAGACUUCAACUCAUUCCCCCAUGUUUGGUCCUUCUCAGUCUCCCAGCCCCUUCAGUCUGGGGUUGCUCCAGGCCUCGUGCCCAUGUUGGGGGGGGGUGGGGUGGUGCACAGGGUGGGCUUGCUGAGGCAUAGGGACAGGCUGGAGCACUGCUGGGCGCGGGGAGGCACAGCGACUCCUCAGCUGGACUGGCUGCCCCGCCGUGCCUCGCACAUGCAGCAGGAA